Dromiciops gliroides (monito del monte) is the source of this 499-nucleotide messenger RNA. Its product is annotated as MICOS complex subunit MIC13-like. The record is from RefSeq and is a predicted model, not a curated record. Lineage: Eukaryota; Metazoa; Chordata; Mammalia; Microbiotheria; Microbiotheriidae. Gene Ontology annotation, cellular component: MICOS complex; mitochondrial crista junction. Gene Ontology annotation, biological process: cristae formation.
AUGGCUACCCGCCUGUGGCCCCUGUUAGGGUUUUGCAUUAAGGCCAGCUUGCCUGGUGUCGUAUACUUCGUUUAUGAUCAGGGGCUGCUGGGGUCAAGUUCCGAGGGUCCGGCUGCACUACGAAGGGCACAGGAGACAAUCCCAGUUGUCUUCAACCAUUACUCAGACUUACUUUCGAAGCACAUGGGCGUCCGGCUGGAGCUCCCAUCCACUCCACAUUUCAAUAUUAACCUCCGAGAGAGCUGGAACUCAGGCAUCAACAGCUUGAUGUCUUCACUGUCCAGCGCUCCCGCGACGAUGCAGGCAUACAGUCGUGAAGGCUGGAACUACCUGAAGGGCCAGAAGUGAAGCUCCCACCCGUCAGGCACAUCAGUGGGAAUGGUGGGGGUGAAAGGGCUCGGGUCUCAGGCCCCCAAAGCUGUGGGAUGACCCCUGUCCCCCUGAGGGCAGCUUGUGACCAGGUCCUGCCCAAAUAAAGGACUUUAGAACAAAAAAAAAA